Molecule: messenger RNA, 420 nt
Organism: Aureobasidium vineae
Lineage: Eukaryota; Fungi; Ascomycota; Dothideomycetes; Dothideales; Saccotheciaceae
Source: the annotation of a GenBank genome assembly
AUGUCAAAAUCAGCACCAAACCCGAAAUCACGCAUCCUGAUCACGGAUUCAUCUUCCGCCAUCUCGAAAAAGCUGCGUGUGGCUCUCACUGACAGCAUCGAAGGCGUGACAUACGACCCCUCGACUCGUCCUGGAGUAUCAAAUCUGAUCGAAAUUGCUUUCAACCUCGAUGGCUCGAAUCACGGUGCGGCCAGUCCUGCAGAGUAUGCUAAGGAGUUUGAGGGACUAAGUCUCAAGGCGUUGAAGGAUAAGGUUGCUGAAGUAGUGGAUGGACACCUGACGCCUAUUCGUACGAGGUUCGAGGAGAUCGUUGGCGGUGAUGGAAAGAUCAUCGAAGAGGCAGCGCGGAUUGGCGCUGAAAAGGCGAGAAAAUCGGCCGAGUCGACCAUGCAUGCGGUCAAGCACGCAGUCGGCUUCUAG